Calliphora vicina (urban bluebottle blowfly) is the source of this 446-nucleotide messenger RNA. RefSeq lists its product as uncharacterized. The record is from RefSeq and is a predicted model, not a curated record. NCBI's taxonomy places the organism in Eukaryota, Metazoa, Arthropoda, Insecta, Diptera, Calliphoridae. The transcript is spliced from 2 exons. Bases 39 to 389 code for a protein of 116 amino acids.
AAACACCAACAGUAUUAGAGCAACUCUCUACAAGCAACAUGAAAUUCUUAAUUACUUUCUGUUUAAUUGCCUCUUUGGCCACAGUCGCCUUCACCAGCAGUGCCAGCUGGGGUAAACGUUAUUCCAAUGAUUAUCUAUUGUAUCGUGAGAAUGUUGUGCGUACACCCCUCAAUGGUAAUUACUGGAAUGUGAAUGUUGCUUUUCCCAAAUCUGGUCAAGGCAAUACCAGAAAUAUCACUGCCAUUUAUGUCUAUGACCGUUUCACCAACAGUUCCGGUGCCCAACCUAAUCUUUGGUCUGGCGGUCCCGGUUACAAAUUUGCCACCGUCAAUUUGAAGAGUCAAUACUCAAGAGGUAUUAACUCCACUGUUGAAUUCUAUGGCCGUUAAGUAAAUGUAAACAAAAUUGUGAUAUUAGAUAAUAAUAAAACGAAAAUAAAAAAAAAA